Phyllostomus hastatus (greater spear-nosed bat) is the source of this 1600-nucleotide messenger RNA. It is a transcript of the gene SLC2A4RG, whose product is annotated as SLC2A4 regulator. The transcript is spliced from 7 exons. Gene Ontology annotation, biological process: regulation of transcription by RNA polymerase II. The coding region runs from base 140 to 1348 and encodes 402 amino acids. Gene Ontology annotation, cellular component: nucleus. The record is from RefSeq and is a predicted model, not a curated record. Gene Ontology annotation, molecular function: DNA-binding transcription factor activity; RNA polymerase II cis-regulatory region sequence-specific DNA binding. Lineage: Eukaryota; Metazoa; Chordata; Mammalia; Chiroptera; Phyllostomidae.
GAAGCUUCGGGGGCAGAGCGGCGCGGGCGGCUGCCGAUCCAGGGCGGGGGUCGGCGGCCCGGCCAGCCCGGCCCGGCCCGGGGCCGCUUCCUGAGCGUCCGCCCUCGUCGCUGCAGCCUUGGCACCCGGCCGGCGAACCAUGGAGGCCGAGCGCCCCCCGGCGCCCGGCCCGGCCUGCGGGCACCCCUCGCCCCGCGCUGCCGGCCCGGAACCCGCGGCCGCGCCCGUGUCGGUGCCCGCGCCGCCGCAGGGCCCUGCCGUGGGCGGCGGCUUGGCGGGCUUGCAGUUCUCACCCCCGCAGGAGCCGGAGCCGCGGGCCCCGGGGACGUGGGCGGGGGCGGCAGCGGGGCCCCUGACGCCGUCCGCACACAUCCCCGUGCCAGCGCACAGAGCCCCCCAAGGAAAAGCCCGGCUGGAUGAGGUCAUGGCUGCGGCAGCUCUCACAAGCCUGUCCACCAGCCCCCUGUUGCUGGGGCCCCCAGCUGCAGGCUUCCACGCGGGGCCCGGCUCGGAGCCCUGGUCCGAGCCGCCAGUGCAGCCACCAGGCAGUUGCAGCGGCAGCGGUGGGGACUGGGGCUGGGACCCGGCUGGCGAGCAGUCCUCCCCACCCACACCGUCACCCCCACUGCCCCUGGAGGCAGCCCACUUCCUGUUCGGGGAGCCUGCCCCUCGGAAGAGGAAGGGCGCGGUGCAGGUCCUGUUCCAGUGUCUGUGGAAGCGCUGCGGCGAGGUGCUGGGCACGGCCUCCGGGAUGCAGAGGCACAUCCGCCUGGCCCACCUGGGGCGGCAGGCAGAGCCAGAACAGAGCGACGGCGAGGAGGACUUUUACUACACGGAGCUGGACAUCGGUCUGGAGGUGCUGGCCGGCGGGCUCUCCAGCCUGACCUCCGUGUCCCCCACGGCCUCCCUGCCGCCUGCCUUCCCACGCCUGGAGCUGCCCGAGCCCCCAGCCCUGCCCAGCCUGCUGCGCCCCCUGGCCCCGCCCCCGCCCCAGGCGCUGAGCUCCGAGGCGCACCCCCAGGUGUGCCGCACUGACCACUCCUACCAGGAAGCCCCGAGGGGACGCCAAGAAGUGCCGGAAGGCGUACGGCGUGCAGCGCAGGGACCUCUGGUGCACCGCCUGCCGCUGGAAGAAGGCCUGCCAGCGCUUCCUGGGCGCCGCCCGCUGCCCGGGGCGCCCGGGUCCCCAGAGGCGGAGAUGAGCCGCAGCCCGCCCCUGCCCGGGCCCUCCGAGCCGCAGGGUCUGCUCUUCAAGGGGGCAGGGGCAUCAGGGCCCCCGGAGCCCCAGAGGUCGGGGGGGGGUCUCACCACUCAAAGUGCCUCUGAAGAAACCAGCCUUUUGCACUAAAGCCUGGGGUGGGCGCUGCCCCCCCACACCUGUCCGUGGACUCGUCCAGGGUGCUGAUGGUCCAGCGCGAGGCCGCGUGGGAGCCAGACCUGGAUGCACUUUGAGGGGUCGGGUGGGGCCUCCCCCGCCGCACCUAACCUGCUGGGCGGUACGGGCUCCGGGGCUGGCGUCGGACCUGGUUUCCGAAGCUCAGGUGUCUUGCGUCUGGGCUGCGCCAGGCGAGGAGAAAAAUUAAAGAUUCGGGCUUUUCCA